GAAGAGACUGGAAGGAAGGGGAAGGGGAAGUGUGGCUGCACGCCCGCCCGGGUGUCCCCGCGGCUCUCCGCUGAGGGCGAGGAGGAGGCGUGCGCCGCCGGGGCUCUUCUCUCACGGCUGUGCCCAGCCCCGGGGUGUGCUGCGGGCACGUCCCAGCCGCCGGCCGAGGUGGCUUUGCCCCGCGGCGAGCUGCCGACCCCUGUCCGGGCGCGGGGGGGACGGACUCGGUGUCCGGGGGGCCGCUGAGGGGGCGCCGGCCUCCGCGUCCCCGAGGUGUUAACGGGCCGUUGGGGGCGCGGCGGCCUGAGGGCUUUCCGCAAGCCGGCAGUGAGGCUGUGGGGAUCGCGGGACAGCGGCUUCGAGCCCUGCACUUCGGACCAGGAGGCGCUCGGGUUGGCCUGCCCAUCGCUGAUAACCGAGCACAGGGCGGGUGGGUUUGAAGGCGGGAGGUCGGCAGCGAUUGGGAGCCGCUGGGCGGGCGGGAUGUGUAGCGCUUCUGGGUUAGGCCCCUUUGUUUAUCCGCAGGUUCCUCUGUAUCUGUCCUGUUGUGGGGCUUGUUUCUGGCUUGUCGGCGUGACGUCUUUGUGAUUUCUGGGUUUUUUAACCAGUCUUUCGUCUAUUGAAAGACUGCUUAAAGAGAAAAAGGAAAAAAUAAAGCAUGACCUGACGUUAAUUGGGAGAAAGAUUCUCAAGAAAGAGUAACGGGGCAGGGAAGUUAAGGACUUGGCCUUCUAAAAUAAGUAUACCUUCUUGGCUUUUUCAGCUUGGCUGCUUGGUGGGAGCUGAAUGUUUAUAUUCAUGAAUAGAAGCAGUACUCUGGGCCUUUAAUAAAGUCUUUAUAUACUUUUCAGUGGUGUUUUUCUUGUAAGCAGAACAGCAUGCACUGGAUAAAAAGGAACAGCUGACCUUUUGUGCAUUGGAAUUUGGAUGAAUUUUGUGUCUGUUUCUAUGAAAUAAGUGAACACACCAAAAAUGUAUAAUUAAUAUGCAGCAUGAGGGUUCUGAAAGCAAAGAAAAACCCUUUUUCUAGAGCAGGGGCCUAAGUAUAAUUUAUCUGUAGGUUUCCAUGUAUUUUUCUCUGGAAAAUGCUGUAUUAAAAUGUAGGGGGGUUUUAGUGGGUCACUUCUUAACAUGCCUUUGUAUCUGUUACAAUUUCUGUUCACAAUUUAUAAUUAUGUAAAGCUUACAGCAUUAGUGGUAUAUUCGUUAAAUAUUCACAACACAGGUACUGUAUCUUGGGCUAUGCGGCAUCUUUAUCAGGUCACUGCUUCCAGCUGGCCUGUCUUACAAAGGGAUGGUGACGUGACACGUGUGGAAUCAAGCUGUGGAACAAACUCUGGUCUUGUUCCAAACCAAGCUCUACAGAUUCUUUUCUGAAGUUCAAACUCUCACUGCUAAAAUACACUCUUAAUUUCUACUGCAGAGUUGUAAAACUUCAGCCUCCAACAGCUGGAUUUGCCUUUUCUGACAGUGAAAGUAUCUAAUUGUCUUUCCAUGUAGACACUGAUGGGCAGCGACUGAGGCAUGUCUGACCCUUUUGUUACUAAGAUAAAAUACGGCUCAUCCUCCCAUUUUGUUUAUCCCAGUAAUAUUUCUGAGAAGUUCUGUACAACAUACUUCAUGUACUUGGAAUAUUUUUUUGUUUUUGUUUAGUGUUUCCUGUACUCUUUCCAGUAGUGGUUUAAGCUUGAAUGUGAUUAAUUGAAAUAUCCUGAAAUGCCUUGGAGUCUUUAUUCAAUCAAUGAACUAGAAUAUUCACAGGAUGAGACAACUCUUUUACCUCAAUCAAUGUUGCAUUCGAAUAUAAUGGAUUUGCCUAGAAACUUAUUUUGGCAUACUCUUGGUGCAAUAGAGAGAGUUCAUCAGGCCAGCCUUCGAACUCGCAGCAAAAUCAACAUCUUUGUGUUUCUCUCUUAUUUGGCUUUUCCUUUGGAGAGGAUUUAAAAAAAAAAAAGCAAACCCAAACAAAAAACCAAAACAACAACCAACCAAAUAUACAAGGCUGCUUUGUUAAGCAUCAAAGCAUUAAUUAAUAUUUCUUUUCACUAUUACUGGUAAGCAGUGUACCGGUAGAAAUGCAAAUCCAGUUUCAGUAUAUUUUUGACAGCAUAGAUUUACUUGUGUGUACUCACGCUGAACUGUUUUCCCAACCCCAUAGAGGGUCCACUCCGCUGUCCCUGUCUCCACCACCCAGUUCUCUUCAAGCACCGGGAAAAUGCCAAGCUGUCCUCCUGCUCCAAAAAGCAGAGGAGGGACCCUGCUGAGGCUACCAAACACUUCCCAUCUGACACUUCAACAGCACGUGUGGUCAAUGGGUAUCUCCAGGGUGGGCAAGGAAAAAGACUAUGUAGUGGCUCCCUGUUUGCUUCAAUGUCAGUUUGCUGCUAAUGGGUGUAAGUAAAUUAGAUGUCUUGUACAGAAAGCUUCUCCUCACCAAACUUUUCAUCAGAGGAUGGGGAAAGCCAGAGGAUCUGAAAAGAAUAUUUGAAUUCAGAAAGAUUAUUGGAAACAGGGAAAAAUGCCAGACGCUGGUUUCAAAAGAUUACCCAGUGUUCAUUGACAAGGUUGAGGAGCAGUCUGACUGUAAAAUCCUUGAGGGGCACUUCAUUUCCCCAUUGGCUCAUUAUGUCCCAGGUAUCCUGCCAGUCGAAUCUCUUGUAGCAAGGUUUCAGUUCAUCAUACCCAGAAGAUGGAACAGCAAGCACAGACCUGCGUGCAUUCAUUUAGCAGGCACUGGAGAUCAUCACUUCUGGAGGAGACGCACAUUAAUGGCACGCCCAAUGAUUAAAGAAGCCUGUAUGGCUUCUCUAUUGCUAGAAAACCCUUAUUAUGGCUGUAGAAAACCUAAGGAUCAAAUACGGUCAUGUUUGAAAAAUGUCUCGGACCUGUUUGUGAUGGGAGGAGCUCUUGUUCUAGAAUCGGCUGCUCUUUUGCACUGGCUAGAGAGAGAAGGCUAUGGACCACUAGGGAUGACUGGAAUAUCCAUGGGAGGACAUAUGGCUUCACUGGCAGUGACAAACUGGCCUAAACCAUUGCCAUUGAUUCCGUGUCUUUCCUGGUCAACAGCUUCUGCAGUCUUUACCACGGGUGUGCUGAGCAAGGCGGUGAACUGGAGAGAGCUAGAGAAACAGUAUUUUACACAAACCGUUUAUGAAGAAGAAAUCAUUCAAAUGCUUGAAUACUGUGGAACAGAUUCCUUCAAGAUGGGACAAGACUUUGUUAAAAACUUCCCUGACAGUGUGGACGGUCUGGAGGAUGUGGUCAUGACUUCAAGAAUGUUCAACCUUGAUUCCUCAAGCAAAACUGUAUCUAAAGAAGCUGUUCACAGCUUUACCACAAGUAAAAGUACUCUAAGUGCCUCAUCAGAAAGACUCUUAGCACAAGAUGCUUCUAAAAUGCAGUGCAUAAAUCAAACAUUUUCGACCAGUAGCAAUAGCAGUAAAAACUUUACCAGCUCACAGGAACACAGGAUAAAUAAAAGGAGAAAGAACGACACUUUACAGAGAGAAUCCUUAAGGUUCAUGAAAGGAGUAAUGGAUGAAUGUACCCAUGUAGCUAACUUCUCAGUUCCCGUUGACCCAAGUUUAAUCAUAGUUGUACAAGCAAAGGAGGACGCAUAUAUUCCUCGAACUGGGGUGCGCAGUCUUCAAGAAAUUUGGCCCGGGUGUGAAAUUAGGUAUCUGGAUGGAGGUCAUGUCAGUGCCUACCUCUUCAAGCAAGGACUCUUCAGACAAGCAAUUUAUGAUGCAUUUGACCGCUUUCUUCAGAAAUAUGCAGUUUAAAAAUCUUCAUCAUGUAUUCAACCCGAUCUCAUCUUCCACUUACUGGAACUCAUAUUUGGAAAAGAGGCCUCUUGCGACGUUGAGUAGAUGGUCACUGAUUUUGACUGCUUUAGGUAACAACUAUCAAAAAUGGUAAAGUACUGGCACUACUUUCAUUUCAACCAAAUGCCAUUCUGACACGCUUGCUUCAGCUUUACCUGUGAAAAACAAAUGGCAGUAUUUGUUAGUGCAUGAAUGAUUCAUGUACUUCAUGUUUAAUCGCGUUGUGUGUUCCUUUAAUUCUGAAUAAAUUCUGGAUUGUGUAUCAGUUGAAAACAGACCACUCUAAGUGUUGGAAGAAUGUACAAUUUGCUGUUGCGCCAGGGUGCUUUCUUGCGCUCAGUGUAUUUCUGGUUUGUUCCAGUACCUCUUGCUUCCUCGUCCCCUUGCUAUCCCUAUUGUGUUGUAGAAUGGCUUUGCCAGCACUCGGCCUCUUGUGUUUGUCACUGAUUUUCUCUGUUACGAGUUGAAAAUGAGCUGUAAUAGAAAGGGUAGCAAAAAGAGACUUUCAAAAUUCAAUGAAAAAUGAGAGAUAUUUUCAUUCAUGGGUCUAUGAGAUUUUUCUGCCCCUGAAUUUAAACGGUGCCAUUCUGGAAGAAUCAUGUAGCAAUUUGCUGAUCAGUUACACAAGACCGGAAUAAGUGAAAAUGGAGUGUCUAGUAAUUAAUUGCUUACAUGCAUUCGGUUGGGUAACAUGAACUUGUUCUUCUAGGGUUUUUUUAGAACACUACAGGAAAUUAAAAUCUAAUAUUUUUUAUUUAGAAGCAGUGGCAUAAAAAGUCUGAUUCUAAGCAGUAAAAUCAGCAGCAGAUUAUAUGGUGCUAUAAAGACCUGUUGGAAAUAUUUCAACAGAGGUCCUUUUUAAAGUGUACUCAGUGCUGAUUUGCAAAAUACAGUUUCACAAGAACAUUAAACACGCAUGUGUUAUCAAAACAGUUAGGUUUGCUCCUUGGUUUUCAACACUGGUUUGUUUGGGUUUUUUUAAUUGGAUGGAAAAUUAAAAAAAAAAAAAAAUUGUAAAUAUAUUUAAGAGAAUCCAAAGUCUGUUGUUUCCUCUUUUGGGGAACAAAAGUGCCAACAAAUUACAGUAGACGGAAAGGUUGUCAUGCAUCAGCUGUCACAUCUUAUUUCGUGGUAAUCUCCUGUAACAUUCUUUUAAAGCUAGUUUGCAGAGAAGUUGCAAACUGAAACGUUUCAAUAUGAAUUUUAAUAUGGUAAUGACCAGAGUUGCACAGAAACAAACAGAAAAAUCCAGCCAUUUCUUGGGGUAUGCGACUCCUACGCCUUUCAAAUCAAAGCACUUCAUUGAUCUCUGUUAUUAGUGUAAGGGGUUUUAAUAGGCAGAGUAUGAAGCAAACAAAACUCAGUUUGCAGAAAUAUAUUCUCUUGAAUUUUAGUCUGGCAGACAGGGCUAGUAACUGGGAAGAAAGAAAUCGUGGUUCACUUGAAGAUCAGAUACGUUCAGGUGAAACCGAAGUGCAACAAUUUGUAAUAACCCAAAUUAUUUAACACACAAAUUUACUGAAAAUGCAGAAGUUGUUACAUUCUUUUGGAAGUUAGGUUGCUUCUUUCCAGUGUGUUUUCAUCAUUUCAUAAUUUCUUUACACAUUGUUGGGUUUUAUAUAUAUUAGGAGCAAGUGUGAAGUGACUAGCACAUUUAAAUAUGGUAAAACACAAUGUUGGAAGGUUAGAAAUCAAAUCUAAGUAAGCUUACAGAUUUAAAAUUGAAGACUUCAGCACUAUACUAAAAGAUUUAUGGGAUUUACGUUUUACAAGCUCAUUCAUCUAGUAAGGGUGUUUUACAAGACCGUUGUCUGCUGUUCACCAGCUUGUUUAGAUCUCACAUUAUAAAUGUAUCUGUGUGCUUUAUGUCCUGUUUCUGUUGCAGCUAUGAGAAAGGGAGAUAACUGGUGGCAGGGGAAAGGGCAUGGAUAGAUGAAAAAGACAGAUUUUGUAAGGAGAGGAGUAAGCACAAAACCCAUCAACUUCUCUAUGCUACAAAAGUACAACAUGCAAAGUAAAUAUGUUCAAAGCUCACAAUACUAGGAAUUACACAACUGAUGGGAACUUGACAUCCGGAGGUUAGUGUUGUGAUGAUAUUACUAACAAGGUUUAACUUGCCAAAAGGGCAUGCAAUUCACAGAACCAGAUUUAUGCUAAGGUAACUCCUGCUUGUGAGAGUGUCUUUUGGGAUAAGUAGUGAGAGACUGGUCUCUGAGAAGAAUGAGAAAUCACACUUCGCUAUGUGACUGAAGUAAUGUUGCCAAAUAUGAAAGCCCA
Strigops habroptila (Kakapo) is the source of this 6101-nucleotide messenger RNA. It is a transcript of the gene ABHD18, whose product is annotated as abhydrolase domain containing 18. Lineage: Eukaryota; Metazoa; Chordata; Aves; Psittaciformes; Psittacidae. The transcript is spliced from 14 exons. The coding region runs from base 2388 to 3782 and encodes 464 amino acids. The record is from RefSeq and is a predicted model, not a curated record.